UUAAAUCAGUUGACUUUAAAUUCGUUUGUUGUGAUUUUGUUGUGAUGGUUUAUUAGAUCUAAUUGUUGAUUAGUUUUGGUUUUAAUUCAGUUAUAUAUUGAUAAUCAGCUAUGGAUCCAGAUAUUUUUCAAGCUCUUGACGAUGAUUUUGACCUCGAUAAUCCAGCCAAUCAAUUAACCGAUGAUUAUUUAGCUGAAAUUUUGGAUGGUGGUGUUGAUCAAGACUUUGAGUGUGUUGGUGAAGAGGAUAAAGGUAACCCUGGUUAUUCAAUUGCUCGAUUUGAAAAGGAAAGGUUGGUAUACGAUGAUGGAGAGACUGGGGAAGAUUUUGAACUGCCACACGGAAAAGAAUUUGAUCCAUGGGGUGACCAUGAAGGUGAAGAUGAUGAAGAGGACAAUGAUUUUCCAGGUGAAUUGGGAAAAAAAUUUUCCAAAGAAGAAACCAAAUCGGUUUUUACUGAUUAUUCGUACACCUCAUCAGUUGUACCUCGAAAUGCUGGAUUAACCUUGAUUGAUGAAAAAUUUGAAGAAAUGUUUGAAAAGGAGUAUGCUGAUGAUAUGGACAUGGGAGCUCUCGAUCUUGAUGAUAUUGAAGGACCUUUGGACGCAAAUUCAGCUUUAAAACAAUUGAUUGAAGAGCAGAAUGAAAUGCUUGAAACAGGGAAAAUUUCUGAUGAAGAUAAAUUAAAAACUUUACUAUUAAAUGGUUUAGAUGGUGAAGAGAAAGAUUCAGACGAUGAAAGUAAUUUAGUUCAAUUGGAGAUUGAAUUAGAUGCUGGUAAACACCGGGAAAGACUUUACGAUUGUGAAUCAAUUUUAUCAACUUAUUCAACUCUCUACAAUCAUCCAAAGAUGAUUCGUACAGCAACCAGGUCAUCUAAAAAGAUAAACAUUGAUCCAGUUAAUGGAAUUGUUGUCCCACCAAAUACUGGAUUAACCAAGAAAAAUUUAAGAGAAUUAGAUGGCAGCGAUAAUAUGGAAAAGUGUUCUGAUGUAAGGUCCAACUAUUCAAGAGCAUCGAGGAUUAAAGAUCUUUCCGAAAGAGAUCCAACCGAAACUCCAGAGGAAAGGAAAGCAAGAAAAAUGGCCUUCAAGGAAUUGAAACGAGAAAGAAGACUGGAAAAGAAGGCCAAUAAAACGGCAUUUAAAUUGGAAAGUGAUGUUCAGAAACGGGAUCUGGUUCGUUUAAAGAAUGGAGUUAAUACCAUGAAAUUGGUUUAAAUUAAAGUGAAAGUUUAUUCGUAUUUUUGUUUUGACUAUUUAUACAAUGUUGGAAAAAAUGAUUCAAUGAGAAGAUGAAUUUUCAAAGUCUUCUGAUUCUACAAAAAAAAUAAAAGUUUCUCUCUUA
Molecule: messenger RNA, 1347 nt
Organism: Panonychus citri (citrus red mite)
Lineage: Eukaryota; Metazoa; Arthropoda; Arachnida; Trombidiformes; Tetranychidae
Product: protein LTV1 homolog
Exons: 2
Coding region: 111-1220 (369 amino acids)
Biological process (GO): ribosomal small subunit export from nucleus; ribosomal small subunit biogenesis
Cellular component (GO): nucleus; cytosol; preribosome, small subunit precursor
Source: RefSeq, a predicted model, not a curated record